UAACAGCUAGGUGGUUUGCUCAGGAAAAGCAAAUAAAGUUCAGUCUCUGGAAGUUUCUCCCUUUGCCAGACACCCAGGUCCCCCUCUUAGUCCUGAACAGCAGCAGCUCCAAUUGUGUGAGUGUAGCAGCAGCAGCCCUGGCAUGUAAUGUGUCCCUAGCACAGGCUUUCUUUCCUUUUUCCUAAAAUUCAUUGGAGGGGAUGAAGGAGGGGAUAACACUGUUGGGGGUGGGUGAUGGGGGAAAGAGGCUGGUUUCAGGAUGAAGGGACUGGAUACUCUCUUUUGAUUAAUGCCCAAAUUACUUUCCUGAGCUCUCAGACCCCUGGAAAUACACAGGCUCGGGGUUAGGGUUUCGUUUCUUCUACUUUGAUUUUUAUCAUUUUUUUUUUUUAAUAAGACAUCUUUUAAAAAGGAAAGAGGAAAACUUGUAUUCUUGUAUUCAUAGGCAUGGCUUACAAGGAACAGGCAAGGAUCUAGGUUUUGGAGUUAAGCCAGUUAUAUACAUUUUGCACCCAGAUUGCUCUGCCCCAGUGCCCAGAGCAUACAGAAAUGACAGAGGAGAGUAAAGGAGGAGAGCAUGGCAAGGAACUGGUGAGGCAUCUGUGCCUGAGAGUCUGUGUUCUUAGCGAGCUGCUAAAGACUGAGAGGGACUAUGUGGGCUCCCUAGAGUUCCUUGUGUCGGCAUUUUUUCAUCGAAUGAUGCAGUAUGCUGCUCUGAAAGCUGAUAAGAAUGUUACAGAAGAGACUGUUAAGGUUAGGUUCUCCAAUAGGAGGCUCUGUUUGGCAGUACACAUGUUUUUUAUAAAAGUAACAAAUGAAUUACUUGUUGUAUGUUUCCAAUUGCAGAAAGAGCGUUUUGCAAUUUACAAUGAAUACUGCAGCAACCAUGAGAAAGCUCAGAAACUUCUGCUUGAACUGAACAAAAUACAUACAGUGAGGACAUUUUUACUGAAUUGCAUGCUAUUAGGAGGAAGAAAGAACACAGAUGUUCCACUGGAAGGUUAUUUAGUUGCACCGAUCCAGAGAAUCUGCAAGUAUCCACUUCUUUUGAGAGUAAAGGUGAAGAGAACUCCAAAGAAACACAGCGACCAUGUAUGUGUUGUGGAUGCUCUCCAAGCUAUGAAAGCUGUUUGCAUAAACAUCAAUGAGGCCAAGCGACAGAUGGAAAAACUGGAAGUCCUGGAGGAAUGGCAGUCCUACAUUGAAGGGUGGGAGGGAUCAAACAUCACUGAUACUUGUACGGAGAUGCUUAUACAUGGGGUCUUGCUAAAGAUCUCAUCUGGAAAUAUCCAGGACCGUGUGUUUUUUCUGUUUCUUUUAGUGCACUGCAAAAGAAUAUAUAGGUGUUUGAAGAAUAACAAAGCAUCUACAGAUAGUCACCGCUAUAUUUUCAGAGGUCGAAUCAACACAGAGGUGAUGGAGGUUGAAAAUGUUGAUGACGGAACAGCUGAUUUUCAUAGCAGUGGGAACAUGGUGGUCAAUGGGUGGAAGAUACAUAACACAGCCAAGAACCAGUGGUUUGUCUGCAUGGCAAAGACCCCAGAGGACAAACAAGAAUGGCUGGAGGCUAUAUUAAAGGAGAGGGAAAGAAGGAAAAGCUUGAGACUUGGCAUGGAGCAAGAUACCUGGAUGAUGAUAAUAAUAAAUAAACUCUAUAAAAUGAUGUGCAAACAUGGAAGUCUGAUCAAAGACAGGAAAAAGAAACUCAAUUCAUUUCCAAAAUGUUUUAUUGGAAGUGAAUUUGUUGAUUGGUUACUGGAAAUUGGAGAAAUCCACAAAUCAGAGGAAGGAGUGAAUCUUGGACAGGCCCUAUUGGAGAAUGGCAUCAUUCAUCAUGGUGAGUUUUCCCUACAAAACGUGCGUGGUGACAUCACACAUCACGUGCUGAUGUUGCGCGUUGAUGCUGCAUGUUUUGAUGCUGCCGUCAUGACGCUGCCCGGAUUGGUGCGCUGGCGUCCAAUGUCUACGUGGUUCCCCCUGGGCGUGGCCAUUUUAAGCAAGACGCUGGCAGGGAAGGAGGCAUCGGGAAAAUAUUCCUUUGCGGGGACUAAUGCGCAAACUGAAAACAUGAAUGCGCUAUGCUCAUUAGUAUUUGCAUCAAGAACUGGAGACAGCUUGAGAGAUAAAGAUUACCAUCUAAGAACAUACAAAUCUGUUGUUAUGGCAAACAAGCUUAUAGACUGGCUUAUUGCCCAGUUCAACACAGCGAUUUUUACAUCUGAUCAUAAACCUCCGCUUUACAAAUAUGUGCUAGUAAUAGAUUAUAAAUUGGAUAUUAAGGGCAACAAACUAAAGAGAUUGUUGGAAAAAAGCGAGUUUAAGGAUGAACCUCUUCUAUUUCGAUUCUUUUCUGAUGAAGAAAUGGAAGGAUCGAAUAUGAAGCACCGCCUUAUGAAGGAUGAUCUUAAAAUAGUUGAAAAUGUUAUUGCAAAGUCUUUAUUGGUAAAGCCCAGUGAUGGAAGCUGCGGUUUUGCUCUGGAAGAUAGAAAUAAGGUGCCCAUUGUAAAGAUCCUGGAAAGGGGUUCCAAUGCUGAGGAAACUAAGCCUUUUGUGUCGUAUGUAUUGCUGUAUGUAAACUUAGUAGGCAAUAAAAAAAAACAUCCUUUUAAUGUUUUCUAUGCAGUAAAUGGUGACCUUGUAUUCCGGCGACCUUUCCAUGAAGUGGAUUGUUUCCUGAAGACUUUCCACGAAGUGGAUUGUUUCCUGAAGACUUGCUUGAAAAGCAGAAAGCCGCUGAGAAUCCUCAUGAGCACGAAGCCAAGGGACACUGUUAAAACUACAGAUUCUCCUGAAGGCCUUGGCUUCCAGAUAAGAGGGUUUGGUCCCUCUGUGGUCCAUGCUGUUGGAAGAGGAACAGUAGCAGCUGUCGCCGGCCUUCACCCUGGACAGUGCAUCAUUAAAGUGAAUGGAAUUAACGUCAGCAAGGAGAGCCAUGCAAGUGUCAUUGCCCAUGUAACAGCCUGCAGGAAGUACAGACACCCAAUGCAGCAAGACUCUAUACAGUGGAUAUAUGACAGCAUUGAGAGUGCCAAGGACGAGAUUCUGAAAAUAAAUCACACAAAGCCAUCAGUGGAUAAUGAAGGGGAUGGCUUUGACUGUAAAGUUGAAGAGGUGAUUGACAAGUUCAGCACCAUGGCCAUCAUUGAUGAGAAGAAGGACCAUGUGAGCCUGACAGUUGAUAAUGUCCAUCUGAAAUAUGGGGUUGUUUAUGAAUAUGCCUCUAUAUGCCAUGUCAAAUGCCAUGUCAUAGAGAGGAUGAUUGAACCCAAAGGCUUCUUUAGCUUGGCCAGUCCCACAGUUUGGGAACCUAACUUUAUUUAUUCAUUUACUGUUCUAAAUCAGUAUUUUUCUAGACUACUAAAAAACAGAGCCUGGCCAAACUUCAAACAAGCAAAGACAAAGACCUCACCUUUGCAUAGCAGUGACUUCUGCCCAACAAACUGCCAUAUCAAUGUGAUGGAGGUCUCAUACCCCAAAGCAUCCACGUCUCUUGGCAGUGCUUUUGGGGUUCAACUUGACAGCAGAAGACAGGCCUCACAGGACAAGGAGAAGAAGCAUUCUGAACAAGUUGAGCCUUCUGGAAACUUUGCUGAAAGGAUGAAGGAACAGGAACGUAAAACAGAGAUGCUGAUAACUUCAGAGUGUGAUAAUGAAAAGGGAGAGAAGAAUGGCAAGCGGGUCUGCUUCCAUGUGGCUGGUGAGGAACAAGAAGAUUCAGGGCAUGACACCAUCAGCAACAGAGAUUCCUACAGCGAUUGUAACAGCAAUAGAAACUCCAUUGCUUUGUUUACAAGUAUCUGCAGCAGCCAGUGCAGUUCUUACCUCCAGAGCGACGAAAUGGAUUCUGGUGAUGAAUUACCCUUAGGUGUACGCAUUUCACAUGACAAGCAAGACAAACUGCAUAGCUGUUUAGAACAUCUAUUUAGUCAGGUAGAGUCAAUAACUUUACUUCUAAGGGGACCAGCUGUUGCAAGAGUCUUUGAACAGACCAAAUAUUUCACACUGGGUCGAAGCUUACAAGAGUCUAUAUUAUUUUCAGGAAAUCUCAGUUUUUACAUUUUUUAUGUAGAAUUUCAGCAGGAAAUGGAGCCGAAACUAGGCUGCCCAAAGCGAUUCCGGCUUCAUAUUAAACAAGACCCUUGGAAUCUACCUAGCAGUGUCCGGGUGCUUGCACAGAACAUUAGGAAGCUUAUGGAAGAGGUGAAAAGCCGGAUUCUUUUGGUUUUACUUGAAUAUUCAGACGGUGAAAUCCAGCUACGGAGGGACAUGGUAUUUUGCCAAAGCCUAGUGGCUACUGUCUGUGCUUUCUCUGAGCAACUGCUGGCAGCCCUAAACCAGAUGUUUUACUACAAUUGAGACUAUGAUGAGGAUACACGGGAGGCCAGCAAAAGGUGGCUGGAGCAGAUUGCUAAUGCAGGUGUUCUCUUCCACUUCCAGUCUCUGCUUUCCCCAAAUCUGACAGACGAACAGUCUAUGCUAGAAGAUUCUCUUGUUGCACUGUUUGAUUUGGAAAAGGUUAUGUUUUACUUCCGACAAUCUGAGCAAGGGCCGCUCGUUCCAAAUGUGCCUAUAACCUAUCAAGUAGAGGGAAGCCGUCAAGCCAUGAAAGUGUUCUUUUACAUUGACAGUUACCACUUUGAUCAUCUACCACAACAGCUCAAAAAUGGAGGAGGCUGUAAGAUCCAUCCUGUUCUGUUCUCUCAAGCCCUGGAGAGCAUGGAUGGUUAUUAUUACAAGGACAAUGUUUCCAUUGAAGAAUUUCAAGCCCAGAUUAAUGCUGCAACGCUAGAGAAAGUCAAACAGUAUAAUCAGAAGCUGAGAGCCUUCUACUUGGAUAAGUCAAAUCUUCCUCCAAAUACUACGUCUAAGGCUGCGUUCAUUGACAAGUUAUUGAGGUCACUCAAUGCUUUGGAUGAACUGUAUCGGCUGGUAGACUCAUUUAUUCAUUCUAAACGAAUGGCAGCCUGUGCCUACACAGCAUGCAGCGCCUCAGGAGUUGGAUUGCUCUCAGUGGCUUCGGAACUUUGCAACAGGCUUGGAGCGUGCCAUGUCAUAACGUGCAAUAGUGGAGUGCACCGCUGCACUUUAGGUGUGACCCUGGAGCAGGCUCUUAUACUUGCCAGAAGUCAUGGACUGCCCCCACGCUAUAUCAUGCAAGCUACAGAUGUCUUGAGAAAACAGGGUGCAAGGGUUCCGAAUACAGCCAAGAAUCUUGGAGUAAGAGACAGAACUCCUCCAGAUGCUCCAAGAUUAUACAAGUUAUGUCAACCACCACCCACUGAUGGAGAGCCAUAAAGGUGCAGAAGAUAUGAAACACCUGCCUUUAUGAAAUGGGAGAGGAAUCCAUGAAGAGCCUACUGUAAACUCUCCUUCAAGAUGACAGAAGUAGGAACCUUAGUCUCAUAAUCUGCACUAGCCACAUGGGAAAGAGACGGUAUUAUUCUAACCGCAAGCUAUUCAGAACAGACACUGAAAACAGUGCAAGCAGCACUUAAGGAUUGGAAAUAUUCUCAAGGGACAAUGGAUAUUUGAAAAUUGAGGUUUAACGAUGAUGGAACACAAAGGGGCAGAUUUACAAAAUUCGAGUGAAGAAUUCGAAUGUAAAAAUCUUCGAAUUUCGAAGUA
This is a messenger RNA of Xenopus laevis (African clawed frog), 5625 nucleotides long. It is a transcript of the gene prex2.S, whose product is annotated as phosphatidylinositol 3,4,5-trisphosphate-dependent Rac exchanger 2 protein-like. The record is from RefSeq and is a predicted model, not a curated record. NCBI's taxonomy places the organism in Eukaryota, Metazoa, Chordata, Amphibia, Anura, Pipidae. The transcript has 41 exons.